AUGUGGUCACUUUUGCCUAAUUGGGGCUUUAGAAAUCUUGUUCAUGCUACCUAUAGCAAGCGGACUGUGGAUCUUCCUUUGAAUGAUUCAGACGAUGCAGCUACAAUUCCUCUAAAGGAACUUGUCAGGCAGUAUGUCCCUCAAGCUGCUGAUAGUUACAGAUAUUGGUUAAAACCAUAUCUUUUCAAUGGAGCAUUGCAGUCAAUGUAUGUGACGCUUGCAGAUUUCUCCAAAGCCUAUCCAGUAUAUUACGCCAGAGAUAUAGUUGACGUCACCGAAGAAGAAGCCAAGAAGUACAAGAACCUGCCUUCUGGCCAAUUCACCGUGGAUUAUGUUGUAGAACCAAAGGAAAAGACUUCUGAGGAAUUUAAGAGAAGAUACCAGGAGACUUUGCCCGAAGGAUACCCUAGACUUCACCCUCGUUGCAGAUAUUACACUGAGGAUGAGAUGCUUCAGGUUCGCAAGUUAUGGGAUGCCGAUGACAAGCCGAUUAUCAUUAUCUCUCCUGGCUUAGCAGGUGGUAUCAAUGAACCUCAAAUCAGAGCCAUUUCCGAAAAACUGUUUAGGUCGGGCUUUCAUGUUUUGGUGCUAAACAGCAGAGGUUGCUGCAGAUCGAAGAUUACUACUCCACAUCUCUUCUCUGGCUUGCACACUGAUGAUAUGAGAAUGACUAUCAACAAUCUUCAUAAGAGAUUUCCUGGUAAACAGAUUCAUCUUGCCGGCUUCUCGUUUGGUGGCGUGAUCAUAUCCAACUACUUGGCUCAAGAAGGUUCUGAUUCUAUCAUUAGCAGUGCCGUCACUGUAUCCUCUCCUUGGAAUUUGCUCAACUCUUGCUUUGCUAUUAACAAAAGUUUCUUUGGCCGGAAGUUUUUCCAACCAGCUAUUGUCUAUUACUUAAACAAGUUGGCUGAGAAUAACAGAGAGACUUUGAAACAGGUUCCAGAGUUGUUUGAUGAAGAUGAGUUCAACCGCAUUAAGAAGACUUUCAAGACUACUGAGGAUUUUGAUGACAAAUACACUGGCCGUUUGGCUGGCUUCCCAUCUGCAACAUGUUAUUAUCUUGCCUCGUCUCCAAUUGCUAGAAUAUUUAAGAUCAAGACUCCGAUGCUUAUUAUCAAUUCUGAGGACGAUCCUAUGAUAUCAACAGACUAUCCUUACCACGAUAUUAAGAAGAACCCUUACUUAUAUAUGGCAACCUGCGAUCUGGGUGGUCACUAUUCCUUUGUUGAUAUCAAUGGUAAGUUCUGGUACGUUGAUGUUGUUAAUGACUUCAUAUCUGCUUUCUAUAAACAUAUCGAUCAGCAUAAGAAACUCGAUGACCACGGCUUCAACGUUUCUCAGUUGCACUUUAAGGAUACCAUUGAUUUAUACUGA
Molecule: messenger RNA, 1374 nt
Organism: Brettanomyces nanus
Lineage: Eukaryota; Fungi; Ascomycota; Pichiomycetes; Pichiales; Pichiaceae
Exons: 1
Coding region: 1-1374 (457 amino acids)
Biological process (GO): medium-chain fatty acid biosynthetic process; medium-chain fatty acid catabolic process
Molecular function (GO): acetylesterase activity; monoacylglycerol lipase activity
Source: RefSeq, a predicted model, not a curated record